UAAUAUUAAAUAGUGUGUUAUUAAUAUUAUUUUUAAAUAAAAUAUGGGAGAGUUAUUAUCAUUGUCUCUUGGUUUAGCUUAUAUUUUUAAAAAAUCUAAAUCACGAAAUCCCAACGAGAUUAACAUAACUCCUAUUGCCCUUAUUGGCACUAAUACCAGUGUCUACCAGUACUGUCCCUUCAACUCUCAACAUGACUACUAUACAGAAAGAGAUAAAAGAUAGAAAGUCCCAAUAAACAAUUAACAAUAACAAUAACCUCUCUCACUCUAUCUUCUUUGCACUUUGUUUCUUUCAAACAAAAUGAAGAACAAUUCAAAUCCCAAACUAAUACUCCUCCACCCUUCAAUUCACAGACAAACCCCAACACCACCCUUUCUCUCUAACCGCCUCUGUCUUUUCUUCUUCCUCCUCACUUUUUUCACCAUAGUCUUCGCUCUAUCUCUCAUCACUACAAUCAACUCAUCCGCCGCAAACUCCGCCGCAUCCUCCUCCGUCUCACCUCUUCCAUCCUCUGUAACCAAAGCCCUUCUCCACUAUGCCUCAUCCUCUAACUCCACCACCAAAACCAUGUCUUUCUCCGAAAUUAACGCCAUUGCAACCACUCUUCUCCUUAAACCACAUCCAAAUUUCCUCAUUUUCGGUCUCACCCACGAAUCACUCCUCUGGUCUGCUCUGAAUCACAAUGGUCGCACUGUGUUCAUCGAUGAAAACGAAUACACAAUCUCUAAAUUCGAACAAACAAACCCAGGAAUCGAAGCUUACGAUGUUCAGUUCACAACAAAAGUUAGCGAACACCUUAAGCUUCUUUCUCAAACGAAAGCAGAGUCAAAACGCGAUUGCAAACCUGUGCAGAAUCUCUUGUUCUCAGAAUGCAAACUUGGAAUCAACGAUAUGCCGAAUCACGUUUAUCAAAUCUCUUGGGACGUGAUUCUGGUGGAUGGACCGCGGGGGUAUUUUCCGGCAGCUCCGGGGAGAAUGUCGGCGAUAUUUACGGCGGCGGUUUUGGCUCGGAGCAAGAAAGUGGGAAAGACUCAUGUGUUCGUACAUGAUUUUGGGAGAGAAGUGGAGAAGAUUUUCAGUGAUGAGUUUCUUUGUGAAGAGAAUUUGGUUCAUAAUGUGGAUCAGUUGGGGCACUUUGUGGUGGAGAGUGUCGCCGACAACGCUGAAACUUCUCAAUUUUGUAGAAAUUCUACUUCCUUGUUGUCUUUGUCGGUGUCAAAGUAUGUUGAUUGAGGAAUUACAGCAAUCUUUUUGUCCAAUCUGUAAAAUUAUAUAUUUUUUUUAGCUUUUCCUUUUUUGAUGUAUAUUUUUAAUGAAAAGAAUUGUACUUUAAUUUUGCUUUACUAUAUUGGAAUGAUUUUUCCCCUAAAAAGAGGGUGGGAACGGGAGAAA
Messenger RNA from Cicer arietinum (chickpea), 1393 nucleotides. RefSeq names its product protein IRX15-LIKE-like. Gene Ontology annotation, biological process: xylan biosynthetic process. Lineage: Eukaryota; Viridiplantae; Streptophyta; Magnoliopsida; Fabales; Fabaceae. The record is from RefSeq and is a predicted model, not a curated record.